AUGCGUCCACGCACAUCCCUUGUUUGUUUCAUGCAGCAGGCCCACUCCACCAUGCCCAUCUACUCUCCUCCAUGUGCUGUCUCCUUGCCUCCGUUUUUCUUGUGUUGCCAGCCAACAAGCGGCUCCCCUCCCCCAGCAAGCACACACACACGCGCACGAAUACCAGAGGAUAAAAGCGCAGCAAUGAAAACGCUCACGAAGCGGCCGCGGUCAAAAUCUUUGCACGACGCGAUACCACGUCGCGCUUCAAGGAAGGAAACCGCUACCGCCUCGCAUUCGGCACCCGCGCCAGUAUCAUCUCCCACCUUGGCGGCUGCCUCUGACGCAGUCGCCACGUGUUCAGCUACCGCCCCUGCGCCCGAUGAUCGAGAGCCCUGCAAGAGUGCCCUUCUCGUUGUGAGUACCUGCCACGCCGUCAUGGCUGGUCUCGUGUACCGUAAGGAGAAAUUCUACAUAAAGUUCUCGGUGAAGCGGCACGUCGGUCGUGUAAACAGUGUUGCAGUAACGGAGCGCUACAUCGCCAGCAGCGGCGUCGAUGAGCGGGUUUUUCUCUUCACAAACAAGGCCGAGGAGCGCCUGACAGCUGCGGCGCGCAAGAGGAUCCGGGAGGCUGGCGAGCCCCUCGCAGUGCGACUGGCUGAUCUAGGCAGCAUCGCACCCCCAUCUGAAGUCACCGCGCUCGUCUUCGCGGAUGGCUCUCAGCACCUCCUGUGUGGCUGUUCCGAUGGUCAGCUGCUGAUCUACCGCUGCCGCGACUGGUCCGUCAGCACGACGCUCACGGUGCACGAGAAAGCUGUUGUUGGUCUUGCUGUGCACCCCGGCAGCCACGGCACUCUUGCCGUCACCGUAGGAGAAGAUCGUGCGAUUGCCGUGCUCGAUCUUGUGAAGGCGAAGCUGCUGACAAAGUGGAAGUACAACCCCUCUCUUGCAGCUGCUGGCAGUGUCUCUCAGAAGACUCAGGACGACGCACAAGAGCAGGCGCAGAGGCCUUCCGUCUUUGCGUCAGCACGCGAGGAACCCGUCGGUGUUCUCUUCUCUCCUCAGGGCACCCGGCUAGUCGUCUUUAGCCGCUUCUCCUUUGUUGUCUACGAGGCUGCUGUCAUGAAGCCCAUCUGCAGCCUUCGCUGUGUCAACCCGCAGCCGUCGGACGAGAUGCACCGCGUCGCCUUCUUCUCCGAGACAGAGCUCAUCGUGGGCACGGAGGUGGGUGCGCUUAAAGUGUGCCGCAUUGAGGGAACUCCCGAGAAGCCGUUGAACAUGACGGCGCGGCUGGUUCCGGUCUCUGUGACAUAUCCGGAGAGCGUGCGCGCAGCGGCGGCAGCACUGUUGGCGACGCCGGUGAAAGUGGACGUAGAAGCGCGCCAAAAAAAACCGUUGCGGCACAUCAACCGCGUCAAGGCGUUGCAGGUGCAGGGCAGCACCAUCUUCUCCAUUGACUCCAGCGGCAUCGUGAUGGCGUGGUGCGCGAGGAGGACGGUGGACGACCGGCUGACUCUGCAGUACGUGACGAGUGCGAACUGUCAAGGACGUGUGACGGCCAUGGAGCUCUAUCCCCUUCGUGUGUAA
Leishmania mexicana MHOM/GT/2001/U1103 is the source of this 1566-nucleotide messenger RNA. RefSeq lists its product as hypothetical. The record is from RefSeq and is a predicted model, not a curated record. Lineage: Eukaryota; Euglenozoa; Kinetoplastea; Trypanosomatida; Trypanosomatidae. Bases 1 to 1566 code for a protein of 521 amino acids. The transcript has a single exon. Gene Ontology annotation, molecular function: protein binding.